AUGGAUGGGAAAGGCUUGUUCGUGGAGAUAGGGAUGAAGGAGGAGGACAUUGCCACAAUGCUGUUUGGGAAGAAAGUUGCCGAGCUGGCAGAAGAUGCAUUUGAUGGUUCCAAGGAAGAAAGACAGAUCUUUGAGGGUGUCUUCUGUCUAAAAAACAUUGAUGGAUUAAAUGAUCAUCAUCAUGAAGGCACUGGACAUACUGUGGAUGCAGGCAAAGUGGUGACAAGGUCUAGCAAACCAUCGAGCUCUGCCCACAAUUACAAGACAGCACACUGUCGCAUAGUAGAGUCCUUCACUGCUGGCAACUUAUCAAGCUAUCGUGUCUCCUGUCUUGGUGCCGAUGAGCAGGCUCACCGAGCAAUGCAUUCUCCUGAUGCUGUCCAUUUUGAGCUUGCGGUACAGUGUACUCCUCCCCCUGAUCGGGUGUACACUCGUAGGGUGGUAAAUCGCAGGAGCGAGAGGGCAACAAUUUGCAGUUCAAUGGAUUUGGAGAGCAUUGACAUUUCCAAUUUCAGUCGUCGGAGGGAUGGUCGUGGCCACGGAGAGCUUUGGAACCAUCUUCGUCUGCAUGCACAGCUUCUGAUGGUGGAUGCCGGGUGGAAGAUUGAAGGCAAGGAAAGAGGCAACAAGACUACGGUUAAGGUUGAUCAUGUUUAUGUGGCACCAGACAAUGUGAUGACACGCCUGUUUUCUCUUCCCAGAGCAUGGAAAUACUUUGGCCAGUGGUUGCUUCUGACAACACCCUGUGUCAAUGGAAAUGAGUCAAUUGACUACGGAAAGGAGUGGUCGAACAUACAUGAAUUUGUGUAUGAUUUGAAGAACACACUGCUAUGCUUACAGUAUGAUGUCCAACGUACGAAGCCAGCACUAUCUUUCCUCUCCCAGUGGCAGCUCCUUGAUCCUUUCAUGGCUGUUGUUUGCAUUGAUAAGAAGGUUGGAGCUCUUAAACAUGGAGUGGCACUGAAAGCUGUUAACAGCACUACGACUUUCCUCAAUCGCAGUGAGUGUAAGCUGUUGAAUGCCAAGAUUUCAAGUAGGUCACUUGGGGUCAACCCCACAAGUAAAUAUACGAAUCCACAUCUCAGCUCCUGCAAAAAAAGUCUUCUGCGGCUUCUCUCUGAAUCUGAUUAUCAGCCUGGUAAGGAAGGGAAUCCUAUGCCUAAUGAAGAAGCUUCUCUAUUUUGUACAAACAAGACUAGCGAAGAUGAAGCUGAUCGACGGUCAUUGUGUAUGUCAGAAAUGAAUGAAAGAGGCAUAAGAAGCACAGCUCAUCGCAUAGUUAUGGGUCUUCAUGAUGCAACAGCUUUUCUUGGCUCAAGUCAAACUUGUUCCGGCAGGAAAAGGAAAUUUCCGUGCAUCAAGUCUAAAGAGGAUCAUCAAGCUGAAGACAAGUCUAAAGAGGAUUCAUCUGCAUUAAGUCAUCUGGUUGAAAAUGUUCAAAAAAAUGAUGUUAGCUCUCAUGGCUAUGAAACCACAGAAAUUGAUGAGAUGUACCUAGGAGAUAAUUUACUGUUUGCCCCCGAGAUUGAUGAUAUGCUACUUGGAACUACAGAUGAUAUCAACAAUGAACAGCAUGAUGAUGCAGCUGUCUCUGAGCCCCAAUCGGCAGAUAAUGAUGGGAGUGGACCUUCUGGUGCAUCAUCACUAACACCAGAGAAAGAUGCAUACAUGGGAGCUAAAAAGGAUUGUAUUAACAAUGGCUAUCAUGAUCCUCCAGUUGUCUCUGAGUUCCAAAUGGCCAAUAAGGAUGCAGAAUGUGAACCUUCUGGCACAUUCUCGCUACUAUCAGAAAAGGGUAAAUAUUUGGAAGCUCAUAAAACGAGCUUGGAAGAUCCAGCAAAAACAGGACAAUUAUCAUCUGAAGCUAGUGGCAGCACUUUGAUGAUCUCAGAGCCACAAGUAUUGUUUGUGUCCCCACAAGAUGAGACUCUGUCUUUCGUGAACAAUAAUAUGAACAACCAAGAGAUGUUGAGCUUCCUGAAUGCUUCCCCUGACACCAUGGAUACUGAAAUGCAGCUGGACUCUAAUUCUUUGGUUUAUGAGGCAAGCUUGAUCCAGGGUUUCUUGUACCUUGACAAUGAGGGUUCUCCAAUUUGUUGGACAGUAAUGAACCCUGAACCUCCUAGGCGCUUGAUAUGUGCUACUGCUCCAGAACCAAACUCGAAGCUGUCGAAACAGUAUGUUGAAAUGAGGUUGGAGAAUGAUGCAUCAACCUCUGAACAGAAGAAGGGGAAAAAAUGGCCCGAUAAGGCUGCAGAUAUCCAAGACAGUGUCAGAUAUCCUUUGAAUCUAGUGCUUGCGAACAAAAAUAACAAGGACCAAGGUGAGCAAAGCAGUGAACCUUCGGAACAACUCAUGUCCAAAGAACCACACAAAAGGGACAUCAAAAGGCAAAAGAGAACAUGGUCUCGCACAUGCAAGUUUGAUGAUGAUGACCUUCUGAUGACAGCUGUAAUAUAUAAGCUGACAGCACGUUACAGGAACUCUUUUCAUCGGAAGCUCAGAAAUAAACUCGGUUUCAAGCGUCUUCCAAGAUAUCGCUGGGAGAAUGAAGAUAAAGGUGACAGGAAGAAGUUUCCUGGAGGAGCAAGGACGGUGCUGAACAAGUUACUUGAAAUGGGCAUUGUUGCUAGAGUGAACAUUCUUCAAUGUCGAGGUCCAGGAGGCAAAAAUGUGUUAAAGGAUGGGAACAUAACUACGAGUGGCAUUCGAUGCCGAUGCUGUGGCACCACAUUCACAAUGUCCAAGUUUAAGUGUCAUGCUGGUCUCAGGCAAGAAGUCCCAUCUCUGAAUCUUUUCUUGGGUACAGGCAAAUCAUACAGUCUUUGUCAGCUUCAAGCAUGGUCUAUAGAGCAGAAGGUGAGGAAAGAGCGUGCAAAAGAUACAAUGUCCCUUCAAGCAGAUCAAAACGAUGAUACCUGUGGAUCAUGUGGCGAUGGUGGUGAACUGAUAUGCUGUGACAAUUGUCCUGCUAGUUACCAUCAAGCCUGCUUGCCUUGUCAGGAUAUUCCAGAUGGCAACUGGUACUGCUCUAGCUGCCUUUGCGACAUUUGUGGGGAAGUAAUCAAUUCAAAGGAGCUCAGAACUUCCCUUCCUGCUUUAGAAUGCUCACAGUGCGAACGCCAAUGUAAUAUUUAUACAAUCUUUCGUUCUCGUGUUGGAGUGCCUGAUCACGUGGAUGAUGGUCUGUCUUGCACCAUUCUUCGUAACAAUGGUGAUAAAAAGGUUCGUACAGCAGAGGAGAUUGCUCUCAUGGCUGAAUGCAACAUGAAACUUAUGAUUGCCUUGAGUAUUAUGGAAGAAUGUUUCCUGCCUAUUCUAGAUCCCAGGACAGGGAUAGACAUUAUUCCCUCUAUAUUAUAUAACUGGAGGUCUGAUUUCAUACAUUUCAAUCACAAGGGGUUCUAUACUGUAGUUUUGGAAAAUGAUGACAGCAUGGUAUCUGUUGCCUCCAUAAGGUUGCAUGGUGCAAUUGUAGCAGAGAUGCCUCUAGUAGCAACUUCUACAGAGAACCGUCAGCAGGGGAUGUGCAGGCGCCUCAUGGAUUACAUUGAGGAGAUGCUGAAAUUUCUGAAGGUGGAGAUGCUACUCCUAUCAGCAAUUCCGCACCUAGUGGAGACAUGGACAUCAACAUUUGGGUUUAGAGAGAUAGACGAUUCAGACAAGAAGAGGCUAAGUAAGGUGAGGCUGGCAGCAGUUCCGGGAACUGUCCUACUGAAGAAGAACCUGUGUGAAUGUUCAGACGUGGACACCGACGGGGCCGAGGCCGAGCAUCAGCACGGGCCGUCUGAGGUUUCCGCGGUGGAAAUGGAAAGCCUCGUUGCUCUAGUAGGAGCUCUGAAGAUCGCUUCACCCUGUGCCUGUGCAGCUGUGAACCGGUCUGCUUGUAGUCUUCUUGGCGAAUGUAAGUGUGACUGA
This is a messenger RNA of Miscanthus lutarioriparius, 3918 nucleotides long. NCBI's taxonomy places the organism in Eukaryota, Viridiplantae, Streptophyta, Magnoliopsida, Poales, Poaceae. The record is from the annotation of a GenBank genome assembly.